CCGCCCCCCCAUGUAAACUACGGUGGCGCAAAGGGACAAAAAUAAUACACGUCUACUUCCAGUGAGUGGAAGCCUUGCGUUUCUGAGCGCCUGAUCUCGCGAGAGGCGGAAAGGGCGCAGCGUUUGAAACAUGGCGGACGACGUAGAUCAGCAGACCACCAACACUGUUGAGGAGCCCCUGGAUCUCAUCAGGCUCAGUUUGGAUGAGCGAAUUUAUGUGAAGAUGAGAAACGACAGAGAACUUCGAGGCAGAUUACAUGCUUAUGAUCAACAUUUAAAUAUGAUCCUGGGAGAUGUGGAAGAAACUGUGACAACAAUAGAGAUUGAUGAAGAGACGUAUGAGGAGAUAUAUAAAUCAACAAAACGGAACAUCCCCAUGCUCUUUGUCCGGGGAGAUGGUGUUGUUCUAGUUGCCCCUCCAUUGAGAGUCGGCUGAGACAGAAGAGGAUCCUGUGUAGGAAAUGGAGACUUUGCCUCUUGAAAUGUGCAGAACACUCACAGAGAGAAGCUCACAUGCAUUCUGAUAUCAGAAGUGACCCAAGGAUCCCUCCACCCUCAAGGAAGUUCAUUUCCGAGUAACUUACAGCCUCUCAGCUAAACCCCAUGUUCCUUUUCUCCAGCCUCCUAUCAGUGUCGCCAGCCUCCUCGCUCUUCAGGAGUUGUUUGCCCAUUGUUCUUGCAGUUACUUUCAGGUUGUUUUCUUUAAAUUAAAUUUGAUGUCCCUUUUA
This is a messenger RNA of Arvicola amphibius (Eurasian water vole), 728 nucleotides long. RefSeq names its product LSM3 homolog, U6 small nuclear RNA and mRNA degradation associated (gene Lsm3). The transcript is spliced from 4 exons. Gene Ontology annotation, biological process: P-body assembly; mRNA splicing, via spliceosome. The record is from RefSeq and is a predicted model, not a curated record. The coding region runs from base 131 to 436 and encodes 101 amino acids. Lineage: Eukaryota; Metazoa; Chordata; Mammalia; Rodentia; Cricetidae. Gene Ontology annotation, molecular function: RNA binding. Gene Ontology annotation, cellular component: catalytic step 2 spliceosome; P-body; Lsm1-7-Pat1 complex.